Molecule: messenger RNA, 670 nt
Organism: Parathielavia appendiculata
Lineage: Eukaryota; Fungi; Ascomycota; Sordariomycetes; Sordariales; Chaetomiaceae
Exons: 2
Coding region: 181-543 (120 amino acids)
Source: RefSeq, a predicted model, not a curated record
ACCUGGGCGACGUAGGCGUUGAACCAGAUGAGCGGCGGGAUCCAAGUCGCGUAGCGGAAGAGGUAGUGCGAGACUUGGCGGAGGAACCUGGACCGGCCGCCGCGGUUGGCUGUCCAUGUUGCCAUUCGGGGAGUUGGGAUGUGCGGGUGGUGAUGUGAAGACCCUGUGUAAGUCGGGUGGAUGAGAUCAACGUAUGCAAGUGGGUUUUUGGGCCAUCAACCAUACCUUAACAGCCGCAAUCACAACUCAGUGAAACGGCAACCCGCCUUUCCCUACGUUUCUUCUGUUAUCCUUAUAUUUAAUUUUCCCUUCCAUUUUUGCUUUCUAUCCUGCUGUGUGAUUCAAGGUUUCCGUGUCUUUCUAAAGCGGGAUGGGGAAUAUGACGAUAAGCAGCCUGCCUCGAUUGUUGCAUAUCACCACGCAUACGGCUCCCAGCCUCUCACACACGAUCAUGUCCCUGUCAAGCAUGAUUCAUUCCCUUUUGUUUUCCGCUACGGCCCCAAGAUAGCUACCUGUGUCCGUCUACCGUGUCUGCCCUUUUAGGUUCCCGAGACGCCUCCCAGUACCAACGGUCCUGAUGACCUACUCGCUGUCCCGUCCAUCGCGGGGUAUUCGGUAGUCCAUGAAACAAAUGCCUGAAUCACCAUUGCCCGUCCCAACGACUGCGAGA